Molecule: messenger RNA, 6103 nt
Organism: Centrocercus urophasianus (Greater sage-grouse)
Lineage: Eukaryota; Metazoa; Chordata; Aves; Galliformes; Phasianidae
Gene: SLC25A47
Product: solute carrier family 25 member 47
Exons: 8
Coding region: 2306-3217 (303 amino acids)
Biological process (GO): transmembrane transport
Cellular component (GO): mitochondrion
Molecular function (GO): transmembrane transporter activity
Source: RefSeq, a predicted model, not a curated record
GUAAGGCCCUGUUACUUUGCUGUCACUUCCCUUACUGAAGUGGGAAGACAGUCCUCCUGUGAAGCAAAUGGAGCAUUUCUUCCAGCACAUGCUUUGCAAAACUAAGCUAUACCUCUCUUUUUUAUCAUUUGGUUUCAUGUUUCUUGCAGACUGGUUUCAUAAUUGGUUUCAUAAUUUCUUGCAGAUUACUUUAUAUUUUCAGUCCAGUCUUCAUCUAGCAGCAUCUUCCAUGCUCUUCUUUUUCCAAAUCCAUUUUGAAAUUUCUCCAUUUUGAACAAAUCGUUCUUAAAUAGAUUGCUUCUAUUUCUAGCAGAGUCCUAUCCUUGUAGAGUCUCUAAGCAUAUGUUUCAUCUGUCAGAUGUCCUAGGGCAUGCUUUGAGAAGAACAUUUGGGUUGAGACUCAGAGACUUGUGUGCUUCUUUGCACAGAUGUGGACCAUGGUGUCUCACUGCAGGCUGGAUUAGCAGUGAACUACAUCAAUCCUUGGAUGUUGUGUUCCCUGCAUGAAAGGGUGGUGGGAAUGGCUCACAAUUAAUAUGCUGGAAGAGAAACUCGAAGAUCUCUUUGUGAACUGGGGGUGACAGCAAAAGCAAUAACACAGGUUUCAUGUCUCAGAGAUUUCCUUCACUUCUAAUGACACCUUUGUCUGUGCUUUCUGGCAUGCAGCCUUGCAUGGGCUGCACUUGCAGAAGGUGCUGUCCUCACCCUCCAUCAAAGUCCCUGAAUAUGUGAUGAGUGGGACACAUGGUGAUGCUUUCACAGUGGGAAUACCAUAAAUUUCUUCACCACGAGCAGCUCCCAGAAAAGCAAAUCUAACACCCUCAUCUCAGCAGGUUCCCAAGGUUCCUCGUGAGCCUGAGUGCGUCUCUGCUACAAGGCUGCCUGUCUCUGGGGACCAUGUCCUUGUUCCCAUGUGUCACAGAGUUGCUGGGUACCAUGCCCACAGCUGUAGAGGACUCAGGGACAUAACUCUCUGGUAUGAGGACUGGAUACAGAACCAUUUCCCCCACUUGGCAUGUGCAGGCUGCUGCUGAACCGUAACAACUCUUGUAUGGUCACCAAGUGGAAGAAGGGAGGUCUGCUGGAUAACUUGGUGUGUGUCAGCAGUUAGUUACAUUGCCCUCUCUCUGGAUAAUAUUUUACUCCUGUUUUUGAGGUUUUUGCUGUCCUUGCAUGUUACACGCUGUAGAAUAAAACAUUCUCUCCAACAUGGAAUACGUUUGGGGAAGGAUGAGUGAGAAAUCAUGGAAUACAAAUUGAUAGAAAUCCUUUAAUUUUUGCUUUCCAGAAAAUCUGAUCACAGAAAGCUGUGUUAUACGUCAUUGAAACUUCCAAAAUAUGCAUUUGUGAAAUGUGCAGGAGACUUAGCACUGUGGGCAAAAGUGCUCAGUUCCUCUGAGAGUCAACCCAGUGGGCAGCAGCUGAGAAAUUUUCUCUUUGCUGCCAAUGAGCCUUGGCUCUGACCUGGGGAAAUCUCAUCAGGAGAAGUACAGUUCAGAUCAUGGUUUGGCAAGCCCUUCACUGCAUCGGGACUUUGGCUUCCAGGUUCAGCUGGGGGCACAGCAUAACGUCCAGCACAGGGCUCUUGCGCAAAAAUAGAAAUGGGCAAUGUGGCAUUGUCAUGGCUGGUUCCCCUCGACCAACAAGUCUUUUAUUCCCCUCCUCAGAUCACCAUCUUCUACUGAAAUUAAAAAAAAAAAAAAAGGUAUUGGAUCAGUCCCAUAAAAUCCCUCUUCCCUGCAGAUCAAAGCAUCAGGGUGAGGGCAGCAGUGAUAGAUCCUUGCUGAUGAGCUGACUCUGGAAAUAGGUCAGGAGGCUGAGCAAGAUGUGAAGCAGCAGAACUCCUCCAGGGGAUGAGAAAACUGCCCUGUGAUCUGAAAAGGAAGCUUCCCAUGUUCUGGCAUUUAUUUCUGGAUGUGUGCAUAGACGAUGAGCAGGCAGAAGGGCUCUGGCGCAGCGUUGCAGGGCUACGGGGGAUUACUUAUUCACCGUGUACUUGGAACAGAUCCAGCCUCUCUGUUACUGCCUCCAGUGAACAAAUUCAUCAAGUAUCCACGAGGCUCACAAUCCCUUGAGGCAGGAGAAGACAGGAAGGUGAUUCAUAUUGCAGAUCACGCUGGCUCUCCGCGGGGCUCUAGUAAAGCAGAGCCGGCAGCUUUCCUUCUACCGCCUCCCUAACGCUUGUUGGGGUCAUUGAGGCAGCAGACUCAGUCCAGAUGGAUUUCAUUGCGGGGGCCAUUGGAGGUGGAGGCACUUGAUUGGUACUGGAGCCAAGGUCAGCAGGAGCCCUUCAGAAUGAGAUGCAAUGGGAAAUCGGCAUGGGACAACCUGUGGCUGCUGCCCGCUGCCAACUGGACAGGUGGCCCCAGGUGGCCUAAGCACAGCAGUGGGGUAUCCGCUGGACACAGUGAAGGUGAGGAUUCAGACCGAGGGGCAUUACAAUGGCAUUUGGCACUGCAUUCAAGAAACAUACAGGACAGAAAGAGUUUUGGGAUUUUACAAAGGUGUGUCAGCAUCAGUCUUCACAGUGUCGCUGAUCUCCUCUGUUUCAUUCGGCACAUACAGAAACUUCCUUUGUAACAUCUGCAAGCUGCGGUACGGCACAGCCGACGCCAAGCCAUCGGGGCUGGAUGUUUCUCUGGCUGGAAGUGCUGCUGGUGCUGUGCGGGUUGUGCUUAUGACACCCAGUGAGGUAGCUAAAGUUCGGAUGCAGACCCAGAGGAACCCCCAUUCCUCUGUCACAUCCUCCCAACCCAAGUACCGAGGGUCUCUGCACUGUCUGAAGGUGAUCGCCAAGGAGGAAGGCUUUGGGGGUCUCUACAAAGGCUGCUCUGCAUUGCUGUGGAGGGAUUGCUCCUCUUCUGCAAUAUAUUUCCUGACAUACUCUUCUCUCUGUGACUGGCUCACACCAGCUGGGAAAAACAAACCAGGUCUCCUGGUCGUGCUGCUCUCUGGGGGCUCUGCUGGAGUGCUGGCCUGGGGCCUGGCUACCCCCAUGGACGUCCUCAAGUCGCGGAUGCAGGUGGACGAGUCGGGACAGCACAAAUACAAAGGCCUCAUCCACUGCGCGAGAGAAAGCGUCAGAAAGGAGGGGAUCAAAGUGCUGUUCAAAGGCCUGGGUUUGAACUGCAUCCGCGCCUUUCCUGUGAACAUGGUGGUGUUUGUCACAUAUGAAGCUGUGCUGAGGUUUACAGAGCAUUUCACAAACAAAAAAUAGCAGAUGCAGCUCUAGCAAGAAGCAUGUUUUGUUCAGUUUGGUUUUGUAGCCCAACGUAGACAUGCACUGAGCUCUCCACUGGAGGGCAGCACAUGAAGCAGGGGCACUUCAGCACAGCACCUGUUGACCAACGGCUCUCACAUGAUUACACACUCAUCAGGGAAGCUUGUACUUGUGUACAACCUCUCUUUUACCUUGUUAAUGUAUUUUGACUGUAGCCACUGCUUAGGCCACUCAAAUGUGUGCAAUAUUUAUGCUCCAAAAAACUGCUGGUCUAAUUUGAGAAUUUGGUAAAGGUUUAAUUUUGUUCUCUACUAGCACAGAAAAAAAAACCCAAAACCUUCACUAUUGAGGCAGGAAUCAAGGGUUUUGUGUGCAAUAUAACACUAUACAACACAUUCUUUUUAUAUGUAGAGCUGCAAGGUAUCCACUGAGCACUCUCCAUAUGUGUGUCUCCAGCCUGAGCAGGCAGGCUGCUCAUUCCCAGGUGUAAUUCUGCCCAAGUACUCUACAGUUACAUCCCUUCAGUAGAGGCUGAAAUAUGAAUCUCUUUCUUUUCCAGUUGUUUUUUUAAGGAGUGGCAGACAUAGUCUACUCACACAAUCAUUCAGUGGCCUCACUGAAAGUGAAAACAGGCAUCAAUUCCCAUAAACCAUGUGAUUUCUUCCUUCUGGUCCCCUUUUAUAAGUUCGUAGCAUAGACUUGGCUACACAUACAGUUAUUUUGUAGCACGCAGGACUUGGCACGCACCCUGGACAGGGAAGAAUUAAUCUUGUACUAGAAGGGCAAGUUAAGAAAUUUCAGAUGCUACUAAGAAAGAAUAAAGGUGAUUUCUUUCAGAGAGAAACUAGUAUGAAAUUCCAGAACUAUCCUCCUGAAACCUAAACAUUCAGCUUGUUUUUUAAACUGCAUCAUGGCCAUGCUAUCAAACAGCUCCCAGAAUUUUUGUUUCUCACAAGUCUGUUAAUCUCUCACGUGAUCCAAUAGCAGCUUUAAGAUACUAGACAGGUGCAGAGCAUGGGGGGGAUUGAAAGAUCUGGCACGGAAUCUGAUUCUAUCCCAAAGUGCGUACGGCCUCAGUAACCUGUGACCCACACUUAGACCUUUAGGGCAUCAGCACCAAACCUCCUUUGGUUUGAAAGUGCUCACAACAGAAGAUUUAAUUAAGUCCUCAAGAUUUGGAAUUUCUCUUAAGACAAAUGCUAAGAGGCUUCUCACCUCUCUAUGAGGGAUGCAUCUGGCUGAGGCCUGCCCCGGUAGGGUGCUAACUCAUCCCAGCCUUGGCAGAGUGUUUUCUGAAAUCAAAUUCUUUUAUAGAAAAUUAUUCUCAGCUGACCUUCUCAAGCAUUACAUCCUGUGAACAGACAGCAAAAUACAUAGCUCUAUGUCAAGCAAAACAACCAUUUAUUAUUAGGUAGUGUUGAUACUGUCUGUGGUCAGCCCAAGGCUUGAAAAUAAACUCUAAUCAGCAGUAUCCCAACUUUCUCCAGUAGCUUAAAGCAUUCAUAUGACUAAAAGUGUCUUUGUGGUGGCCAUAACUUAUACACAGCUUGUUUCAAGAACCACGAAUUACAGCUGGAUUGGAAAAUUAGUGGGCACAGCUGUGGAAGCCAGUGAGAGUAGUUGAGAACAGUGAGCCUCUUCUAGGUACUCAGCAUUGUAAAAACUAGGUUCUCCUGGGGCCUGAACAGAUAAAUACUACAUGAGAGGUAAGUUUUAUCUUACAGAUCUUAUCAAUUUAUUUCAAGAAUCUAACUGCUUGCACUGUGUAGUGUGCUACAACCCCUUACUGGAAAAAAAGAAGACAAACCCAAUUUACCCAGGGUUUGACUGAUGAUCUGACAAUCUUUAAAACAAGAACUCACAGCAAUUUAUAUCAAGGUGAAUUAGCCACCAGGCAAGGGUACUGAAUGUGCAAGUACUGGAAACCUAGGCAUGUAAAUAAGAACCAACUUUUCUUUAAUGAUGUGACAUACUGUUUAUAUUGUGUACUUAACUCCAUAUGCAACAAGUUGUUUGCCUUGUACAUUUCAGAACUUGGCUGCUCUAUUUUCUGAUUACUUUGUAUUGCCUUGAUCUUCAGCUUCUGUAUUUGCUGCUCUGCUAAUCACAGAACUAUUUCUUCUGAUACAUUAUCUAUCUGAAGGCCAGCAAAACGAAGACACCAUAUAGCUCUCUGCAGAGACAAUUUCUUUCAGAAACAAACUUGCUGGCUGGCCUUGAAUAAAGAAAACUUUCUUUGGAAGGCACAUUCUGCUUUCAUGUCAUUGAUAGUUCCUGUUUUUUUUUUUCUUUUUCUUUUUUUCUCACAACGCUUAAGAAUAUCCAGGUAGGUUUCAGCGUGCCUCUUUGUGACUGGCGGAGCAGUGUAAAGCUAUUCACAACUUGUAUUCCUUAGCAACUGUAAUGGUAGAGUCACAUUAAGUAUUUUAUGUCAGACCUGUGGAAACAUUGCUCUAAUAGGUCAUAUUGACCUCUCUCUAUUUCUGAGCUGGCUGCUAUAUAAGGAAAUUCAACGCCCAGUCUUGCUUGUGACCUGUUAAUCUUUGGAGGACUGGCCCUUAUUACCUUGCUCUGGCAGCAAUCUGGAGUUUACUUGUUAAGACCAGAUGAAUGGGGUUAUAAGGCACUUUAUUUCACUGUUUGUAAGGCACUGGACAUCAAAACAGUGAUCGACUCCUUGUGAUGACUAAACAACAGAGGAAGUGUAAAUGAAGCCUUUUAAAAGUUAAAUAAAUUCAAAAAGCAAAACAAGUUGGAUAGACUUUUCACUGCGUUUUUUUAAUUAUAGUGAGAUAAACAAAAUAUGAACAAGUUGAGGAAAGCAUAAUCAACAUUGACUGAUAACUUUUCACCCGUACGUUUGAGGACUGCCUUGUCUUAACC